AUGGCGGUCUUCUCGCAGGCGGCUCCGAAGGCUGCAGCCGCUGCGGUGGCGGCGUCCGUCAGCGGGUUCCCGUGGACGCUGCUCUUCGCGUUCGUGGCCGUGGGCGCGCUGGCGGCGGCAGCGGGCGCGGGCGUCUUCUUCUACUGCAAGCACUUCGUCCACGUGGCGUCGCCGAACGAGUGGCUGCUGGUCAUCCGCGACGGAGGCCAAGUGCGGGCCGGCGUCGGCAUGCGCUACGUGGCCGGCCUCACGGACAACGUCGUGAAGUUCUCGUCCAGCAUCCACAAGGUGUCCUUCCGCGCCCAGCAGGUCACGGCUGAGAUGCAGGGCAUCGAGGUGGCGGGCUUCGUGAUGUGGACGGUGUUUCGGGAAGGCGACGGGCCGUUUCGUGCGUACCGCUCCCUGGACGGAAUGAGCCCCGCGGGCCUCCGCACGGCCAACCAGAACCUCACCAACAUGGCGGAGAGCAUCAUUCGAGCCGAGGUCGCUUCCAAGACCAUCCGCGACGUCAUCGCCAAGCGCGAGCUCAUCCGGGACUCGUGCAGGAGCAAAAUGCUCGAGGUGGUGCGCGGCUGGGGGGUCUGGCUCGAAACCGUCGAGGUGACGGACGUGACGAUUCUGUCGCGGUCCCUGUUCGAGAACCUGCAGUCUGACUACCGGGAGCGCAUCCGCGAGGAGGCGGACAAGCGCCGGAUGGCCACGCAGGAGGAGAUCGACGGCGCGAGGAUCGCGUCGGACCUGCGCACCGCCAAGGCACGCGCCGACGCCACGCGCGCCCGGAAGGUGCACGAGGCGCAGCAGCGCCUCGAAGAGCAGCAGCAGAGGGAGGCGCUGAUGGAAGAGGAGCGCCGCAUCGCGAUGCAGGAGCUGGACAACGCACACGCGCUGAAGGUGCACGACAACGAGCUGAAGUACGCCGCGCGGAAGCUGGAGAUCGAGCGGGAGAUAGCGGUGCAGCGCAUGCAGCAGGACCAGGCGCUGGAGCACCUCAGGAAGAAGCUGGAGGUCGAGGGCAGCAUGACUGACGUCAACCUGAAGAAGAUGGCGAUGGACACGACGCAGGCGGUGUACGGGUGCGUGGGCGACCUGAGCGUCCGCGUCGUGCACCCGGGGCCGGGGACCGGCGCCGUGGGCCUCGAAGGGAUCCUGCCGGGCCUCAUGACGGUCUCAGAGGCCUUGAAGGCCACCAACUGA
Pedinophyceae sp. YPF-701 is the source of this 1194-nucleotide messenger RNA. The record is from the annotation of a GenBank genome assembly. NCBI's taxonomy places the organism in Eukaryota, Viridiplantae, Chlorophyta, Pedinophyceae.